Molecule: messenger RNA, 1541 nt
Organism: Gloeophyllum trabeum ATCC 11539
Lineage: Eukaryota; Fungi; Basidiomycota; Agaricomycetes; Gloeophyllales; Gloeophyllaceae
Exons: 3
Coding region: 142-1422 (426 amino acids)
Biological process (GO): translation
Cellular component (GO): ribosome; mitochondrial small ribosomal subunit
Molecular function (GO): structural constituent of ribosome; RNA binding
Source: RefSeq, a predicted model, not a curated record
CCUCGUCUUCCCGAGGAACUUGUGGCUGCUCUGAGCCUUACCUAGGGCUAGCACCUCUACCAUAUACCAGAGGUCGUGCCCUCCUCCUAACUAGCUGUCAAGUAGUCAUCGCCGUCGGUGACUUUUGAUCAGCUGCUCAAAAUGUUGCUCGUCCGACUUUGCCGCUGUCGACCUGUUUUCCGUCAAAUCCCGACUUUCCUCCGUGCAUAUGCUACUACAGAACAAGCUUAUAUCCCCCCUGCCCAACUAGAGGAUGUCGCGCCGCCCACCUACCGAAAUAACCCCAACUCAUGGCGCAGGAAGGACAAGCCAGCCUCGCCAGCCUACUACACCACCCGGCCAUCCUUCUACGAGACCAUAGCGACACUCAACGAUGCGCUUCAAGCUGCUCGUCUGGCUCUUCGUGACCGCGGGCUGUAUCCACUACCGGCACACGCUUUAGCUGCCUUGCCCGAGUAUCCGACCCUCUACAUGAAUCAGGUCGACAUGGCCGCGACGCUCGCGGACGGCCAGCGCCUCACAACCACGAGACACCGACGGGUGAUAGACAUCCUGAGCGACCUGCACGAGUGCAGACGGAUCGCGCGGGCGGCGGCGCUUGCUGAUUUGGAGAGGGGGCUGGACGGGGUGAUCGAGGUGUUCGAGCGGCCGAACAAGGAGGCGCGGCUUGCGCAGGGGAAGAGGAAGCCCGUGGCGUUCGACGAGUAUGGGCGGUCGUAUACUGUGGGCCGGAGGAAGGAGAGCAGUGCGAGGGUCUGGCUGAUUCCUACCGUGCCGUUUGAGCAGCAAGUGUCCGGGGCUCCGUCUGGGCUCGCCGAGGAGGGGAAGGAGAGCGUUAAUGACCUGCCGGUCACGCAGAUCUUGGUGAAUAAUACGCCCUUGCCGCAGUACUUCCCCCACUUGUCGGACCGAGAGGCUAUCCUCAGGCCGUUCAAGGUAGCGGGUGUACUCGGCGCUUACAAUGUCUUUGCAUUGGUCAGAGGUGGCGGAACUACCGGUCAGACCGGUUCUAUCGUAACUGGUAUCGCCCGGGGAAUACUGGCACAGGAACAUCGCCGCGCCCAGCUCAUCUCCGAACACAUCCAAACCAACUACCUCGAGCCUAUAAACCGUGAGCUGGCGGGCGUCGACCCAGCGCUGGUGGAGCGCAUGGAGACCAUGGGCUCAGACAUGACCAUGAGCAUGGCUGAUCUGGAGCAGAUGAACGAGCGGGCGGGAGAUAGCGAGGAAGGGCGGGUGAUGAGCCUCGUCAGGGCACGCAGGGAGAAGCUGGAGGCGGUGCGGCGAGCAAGGGAGGCGGCGGAGAAGGUCGAGCUGGUGCUGAGGCGGUCGAAGCUGGUGCGGAGGGACCCGCGGAUGGUGGAGAGGAAGAAGACGGGCCUGGCGAAGGCCAGGAAGCGAUAUGCUUGGGUCAAGCGGUGAUGCGGGGAGGUACGGAUGCUGCCCAUUCUUCGAUGGCUGGGUAUCUUUCAAUGCUUUGCAAUGUUAUGAAUGCAUUAAUAUGGCAAUGUUCUGCUCUGUUGCGUGUCAUGGGAGUCCAG